Annulohypoxylon maeteangense is the source of this 2036-nucleotide messenger RNA. RefSeq lists its product as uncharacterized. Bases 369 to 1709 code for a protein of 446 amino acids. Gene Ontology annotation, cellular component: cytoplasm. Gene Ontology annotation, molecular function: calcium-dependent phospholipid binding; calcium ion binding. The record is from RefSeq and is a predicted model, not a curated record. The transcript is spliced from 2 exons. Lineage: Eukaryota; Fungi; Ascomycota; Sordariomycetes; Xylariales; Hypoxylaceae.
AGUAAAUCGUGCCUGCCUAGACGUCAUUAGCGAUAAUCGUAAUCAGUGGAAAGUUCUUUGUUGGCAAAUUGAACUCACAGCCUCAAUUGAAACUUGAUAUAUAUUAUCAUCAACUAUCUUCUAUUUGUAUCGUCUUGCUUUUCUCCCUUCUACCCCUAGUUUCUCUUAUUUCCGUACCUUGGUACUACGCCGUCCAUCGCAACCUAGUACUCCCUUCAUCUACCGGUCUCACAUUUUUAUUCGAACCCCGCAUUGCUUACGUAGAGUCUUUCUAAAGCUUCGGAAGACGGGAAGCUGCCGUUAAAAUCAAUUUCAACUGAGAAAAGACCUGUCAGAUAUAAGAUUUACUGAUAUAUAACUUUAAGCCUAUGUCAUACCCUUAUUACGGCGGCCAGUCGGGUGGAUAUCCCGGCUACGGCCAACCACCACCUCCACAGCAGUACCCUCCUCCGGGUCAAUAUCCCCCACCUCAGGGUUAUCCUGGUCAAGGCAGCCCUUACCCUCCAGGAGGUCAAUAUCCUCCCCCACCACCGCAACAAAACCCGUACCCCGGCCAAGGAGGCGGCUACCCAGGACAUGCCGGUGGUUAUCCCCCGAACCAGGGUUACGGAGCGCCGCCGCCGCCGCCCCAGCAAGGUUAUGGACCGCCCCCGGGCCAAUACGGCGCGCCACCACCACAACCGCCGCCUCAGCAAGCAUAUCAAUCGUAUCCGCCACCUGUUGCCGUAGGCCCCCCCACCGCACCUAGUGUGGGCUACGGCCCUCCCCAGAUAAUUAACUGGGAUGCGACUGCCGACGCAAGAGCGCUUCGGGGCGCCAUGAAGGGUUUCGGCACGGACGAGAAGGCAUUAAUCCGCAGCCUAGCCACCAAAGACCCCUUGCAGAUCGAAGCGAUCAAGUCCGCCUACUUCCGCAGCUUCAGCCGCACGUUGGAGAAGGACAUUGUGUCGGAGACGAGGGGAUGGUUCGAGACGGGACUCGUCGCGCUCGUCAGGGGCCCGCUACUCCACGAUGUACAUCUGCUGAAUUCCGCGAUGGACGGCCCUGGGACGAAGGAGAAGGUUCUCAACGACGUGUUGCUGAGUCGCAGCAAUGCGGAUAUGAAUGCGAUCAAGGGUAUGUACCGACAUACGUUCCACCGGUCGCUCGAGAACGAUGUGAAAGGGGACCUCAGCAUGAAGACGGAAAGGCAUUUCUUAAUCGUGCUGGGAGCGAACAGGGCCGAGGACAGCGCCCCGGUUAUCCCCCAGGCUAUUGACCAGGACGUGAUGGAGUUAUACCGUGCUACGGAGGGCAAAGUGGGUACGGAUGAAAUGAUGGUGUGCUCGAUUCUAUCCACACGAAAUGAUAAUCAAAUUCGGGCUAUCAAUCACGCUUACGAGCAAAAAUUCAGACGACGGUUGGAAGACGUCAUCAGGAAGGAAUUUAGUGGUCACAUGGAAGAGGCCCUGUUAUAUCAACUGCGCAAUGCUGUUGACAAGUACAUGCACGCGGCUGCGCUACUCGAAGACGCAAUGGCAGGUCUAGGGACGAAGGACCAUCUACUCGUUUCGAGGGUGGUGAGAUAUCAUUGGGAUAGGCAGCAGAUGGCGAAUGUCAACGGGGCAUUCCAACAGCGCUACCGACGAAGUCUUGCCAGCCGCAUCAAAGGCGAGACGAGCGGUGAUUACGAGAGGCUUAUGCUUGCCUGUAUCGGAGAACCGGUUUAAACCAUGUCAGGAAGGUUGUUUACCUAGACAUGCUUUAGCGUAACUCCUUUGGAACCGUCUGUCUCCUGGAUACCCUCUGGUAAUGCUUGCGAUACCAAUGCAGAAGAUAGAUAGGUAGAUUGGUGCUUCUAUGAUAUCCCUAAAUUACUUGAGAGGUACUACGCACAUUAAUAAGUAUUCGCAUGAAGGUGUAUGUAGCCACUGAGAAGGGAACCGUGUUUUAAGUUGUUUAAUUCGCCUAUUCUUCCGAAUCUCGAUCUUAACCGCCAGUGGCUUCACCAUUAAUAUAGUGUGGUGUAUGUAAUGGCUGUUCAAAUACACAAUACC